This is a messenger RNA of Humulus lupulus (European hop), 2685 nucleotides long. RefSeq lists its product as uncharacterized. The transcript is spliced from 4 exons. NCBI's taxonomy places the organism in Eukaryota, Viridiplantae, Streptophyta, Magnoliopsida, Rosales, Cannabaceae. Bases 1 to 2685 code for a protein of 894 amino acids. The record is from RefSeq and is a predicted model, not a curated record.
AUGGCUAGUCAUUUUAUUGGCUGGAACUAUUAUACUUGGUUAGCUAAUGAAGGCAGAAUUCUUCUAGUUUGGCAGGCCAAUAUUGUAUAUGUUGAGGUGUUAACAGAAAGUGAUCAGUUUAUUCAUGCUUAUGUUAAAGAAUUCAGUUCGAGUAAAGAGUUUUGUGUGUCUUUUGUUAAUGGAAGGAAUACGAUUGAGGAGAGGUUACAGCUUUGGCAAGAUCUUUUUGGGUUGUCUUUUCCAGUCAAUCCUUGGCUUGUGGCUGGAGACUUUAAUGUUGUAUUUGAUUUUAAUGAUCAGCUUGGUGGUCAUGAUGUUGCUGCUAUGGAAAUGGUGGAUGCUCAAAGAUGGAGAUCUAUAGGGUUGGUUGAUGAACUUCGCACUAGUGGUUCUCAUUUCACUUGGACAAAUAAGCAAGCUGCUGAGGCUAGAAUCUACUCCAAAUUGGAUCGAUUCAGAGAGAUUGUGUUGGAGAACUGGAGUAAGCUGAUUAAGGCUCAUGGUUUAGAGAGAAUAAUGAGGAAAUUGGUGAGACUCAAACAUGUCCUUCGCAAGUUUAACAAAAGGGAAAUUGGUGAUGUUGUGCACAAUUAUAAUGUAGCCAAGGAGAACUACCAAUCUGCCCAAUGUCAGCUCCAAAAAGAUCCUCAUUCAGCUGAUCUUCAAAGAGAGGAAAGUAUUAUGGGAAGUCAUAGUACAGUUUCUGUUCCGAUUCAGAGGGAUUGUUUUAGUCAUGGAAGCAUUCUGUCUUUGGACCAACAUCUGAGAUUGAUAAAACCAUUCACCAAGAAGGAUGUGGAAGCUGCGAUGUUCAGUAUUAACUCGAGUAAAAGCCUGGGUCCUGAUGGAUAUGGGUCGGGUUUUUUCAAAGUUAUGUGGAAAGAUUUGGAAGAAGAAAUAUCUGAUGCCAUAAUGGGAUUUUUUUAUCAUGGUUUGCUACUUGAUGAGCUUAACAAUGCAACUCUCUCUCUGAUUCCGAAGGUUGAAACUCCUACUAAGGCUGUGGAGUACAGACCCAUAGCUUGUUGUAAUACACUCUAUAAAUGUAUUUCAAAAAUGCUAUGUGGUAGGUUGACUAAGGUUCUUCCUCUUUUAGUUAAUCAAAAUCAAGGAGCAUUUGUUAAGGAUAGAUUGUUGGCUCAUAAUAUCCUCAUUUUUCAGGAUAUUAUUAAAGGGUACAAGAGGAAAAACAUCUCCCCUAGAUGUGUGAUAAAAAUUGACCUUAGCAAAGCUUAUGACACUAUAGAUUGGCAAUUUUUAGAAGAUAUUCUUAAUGCUUACUAUUUUCCCAACAGGUUUAUUCGAUGGGUGAUGAUAUGUUUGAAGGGUACCUCUUACUCUAUUCUGAUGAACAGUAGGCUCGAAGGGAGAUUUAUUGGUAAAAAAGGUCUAAGGCAAGGGGACCCUAUAUCUCCCUUGCUGUUUGUUCUAGUCAUGGAAUACUUCACUCGGCUUCUCAUUAAAUAUUCUUUCAGCAAGGAAUUCAGAUUUCAUCCGAAUUGUAAAAAACUGAAAUUAGUUAGCCUAUGUUUUGCUGAUGAUUUGGUGAUAUUCUGUAAGGGAACUUCUAAUUCGUUUCAGGUUAUCAAAGAAUGUUUCACAGCUUUUAGUUUGGCUUCUGGUUUAACAGCUAAUUUUGCUAAAUCUCAGGUAUAUUUUGGGGGUUUGGCUGAGGAAGACUCAAAGCAGAUUCUGUCUAGGCUCCAAUUUGUAGAAGGGUCAUUUCCUCUAAAGUAUCUUGGAAUUCCUCUUCGUCCUACUAAAUGGAAAGCUGGCAACUGUGCUGUUAUCAUUAAAAAGAUUCACCUGAAGCUUCACACUUGGUCUAGUCGUCAUCUGUCAUUUGUUGGGCGUGCACAGCUUAUUAAUUCUGUUUUGCUGGGAAUAAGAUCAUUCUGGAUGAGUAUAUUCCUCCUUCCCAAGAGUGUCAUUUAUGAGAUAGAUCAUUUGUGCAGGCGGUUUCUAUGGGGGACCAAUGACAGUAAUAGGAACAAAAGCAAAAUGCAUCUCACUGCAUGGGAUCAGGUCUGCUUGCCUAAGAGUUUGGGCGGUAUUGGGUUUAAGGAAGGGUCCAAAUGGAAUAAAGUGUUACUAGCUAAAUAUAUGUGGGCUAUUUCCUCUAAACAAGACAUCCUCUGGGUGAAAUGGGUGGAUGCCAUCUAUCUCAAAGGGCAGAAUUUUUGGGAGUAUAAGCUCAAAACUGAUGUGAGCUGGUACUGGAGAAAGCUUGUCAAUCUGAAAUCUGUUUUCACUUGUGGAAAACUGGAGGAUGCAGCCAAGACUAGCAAGAUUAAUCUGAGAAAGCUUUAUAUUCAUAUGCUAAAUAAGGAGAGAGUCCAUUUUGCCAUUGUAGUUUGGUGCAAUAUGUUUUCUCAGCAAGUUAGAUCAAAUGUGGCUUCUUGGCUAGGCUUGGAUAUAUGGCUGAUGAAGUAUGAAGAGUGGUCCUCUUGGUUGGUUGGGAAACCUAAAGGUCUGAAGCAAAAAAUAGCAGCAACUGCAUUGGCUGCUUCAGUUUAUAUGAUUUGGUGGAAUCGUAACACUUGUCUAUUCCGAUCUUUCUUUAUGACAGCUGAUUGUAUAGAUCAUUUGAUCAAGUUUUAUUUGAAAGCUAGAAUUUUUAGGCUUCCUAGGACAAAAUUUGGGAAAAAUGAUUUAGCUUUUGUUGAGAAGUUUGACCAGGUGUAA